AGUGUUUUGAGCUGUCAUACUACGAUGUUUAAGACAAUCUCGGUACUUUUGCUGGCUGUAGCCUUGGUCAAUGCUCGCAACAUUAACCAGGCUGGUCUAGAUUUGAUCAAGGUCUCCGAGGGAUUCAGAGCUAACUUUUAUGGCGAUCCAGUCGGUAUUCGUACCAUUGGUUACGGACACAACUGCAAAGCCAAAGGUUGUGACACUAUCCACGCGCCAAUAACCCAGGCCCAGGGGGAGGCCCUACUUCAUCAGGAUUUAGUGGGUUUCCAGAACUGUGUCGAGAAAGCCGUCCCCUUUGUCAAUGAUAACCAGUUCGCUGCCUUGGUAUCGUUUUCAUUUAACCUGGGUUGUGGUGCGCUGGAGGGGUCGACCCUUUUGAAGGACGUGAAGGCCAAGAACUACUCGGCCGCCGCCAAUGAGUUCGGCAAAUGGGUUCACGCGGGCGGCAAAGUGCUGCCCGGACUCGUCAAACGCCGGGCCGCCGAAAAGGCACUGUUCCUCAAGAUUUUGUCGUCCGAUAGUGUUAUACAACUCUGUAUCAGUACAAUGCAUAAGAUAAUCUCGGUACUUUUGUUGGCUGUAGCUUUUGUCAACGCUCGUGACAUUAACCAGGCUGGUCUUGAUUUAAUCAAGGGUUUCGAGCAUUUUGAGCCUAACUUCUAUAAUGACGGCGUGGAUAAAAUUACCAUUGGCUACGGACACAAUUGCGAAGCUCUAGGUUGCAGUGGUAUUGAGGCGCCUAUAAGUAAGGCCACCGCUGAGGACAUACUGCAAAAGGACCUGGUCCAGUUCAAGAACUGUGUCCAGAAAGCCGUCCCCUUUGUCAAUGAUAACCAGUUCGCAGCCUUGGUGUCGCUGACGUUUAACAUCGGUUGCGCUAACUUCGGAGAGUCGACCCUUUUGAAGGAUUUAAAGGCUAAGAACUACUCGGCCGCUGCCAAUGAAUUCGCGAGUUGGCGGAUGGGGACAGUGAAAGGCAAAAAGCAAGUCCUCAACGGACUCGUCACACGCCGGGCCGCCGAAAAGGCACUGUUCCUCAAGUGAAGGCUAAUAAUGUUGGUAAUAUCAGGGUCGUUUAGAUAUACUGUACUUGUUGAUAUAUUGGUGUACUUAUACAGUACUCUAGUAACUAGAGUCUAGUUGUCUAUAGUUGUGGUAUAAUACUGUUACGUACUAUUAUUUUGUGACUCUGAAUUAAUAAAAUAUAUUGAUCAUUUUAAGUGG
Messenger RNA from Oppiella nova, 1227 nucleotides. The record is from the annotation of a GenBank genome assembly. Lineage: Eukaryota; Metazoa; Arthropoda; Arachnida; Sarcoptiformes; Oppiidae.